AUGGCAGUGCGCUCAGCACGACAUGCCGCUUUCGAUUGGCUUUUCAAGCAGACAUUCGGGGAGAGAAUCAUUGGUGGCUUUCGAGCGGCUGGUUACUGUAGGCCGUCGGGGCGACUUUUUUUUUCGAGUACGGCCUCAGUGUGGGUGGCGACAAUACGUCUGAGUGCUUACAGUAAUCAGCUAUUGUACUGCAGCGAAACGUCAUUUUUGUUGCUGCGAACACUUUUUUUUCUGGUUAUCAAUUUUUUAAGAGUAUGGAAAGGCUCGCAGCUCAUAGCGCAUCGCCAUUUCCCGCUCUGGGCGUAG
Messenger RNA from Gongylonema pulchrum, 306 nucleotides. NCBI's taxonomy places the organism in Eukaryota, Metazoa, Nematoda, Chromadorea, Rhabditida, Gongylonematidae. The record is from the annotation of a GenBank genome assembly.